AGCAGAAGGGGUCCCUGUGAAAUAUAAUACUUCUACACCCUUGCCACAGUCGGUGCUCGCGAUCCUCGGUCAAGUGGCCACCUACGCUCUCUCGACCUGGCGCCAUCCCCUACGCUGCUUCCGACCUUUCUCAGAACAAACUCACACCUCGAAAUGGACGCCGCUUCGGACACGCUGGCCUUGCUCCGUCCGCAUGUCGACGACGCAGGGGACAUUGUGCACGUUGACAUCGAAGGAGGCAAAGCUCUUGGCAUUGUCCUGGACGAAGUCAACAAGCAAACCGUGAUCAAGGCGUUCACACGCCACAACGACGCCAUUGGCCCGGUGGAACAGAACUCGAACGUGCAUGUAGGGGAUGCGCUCGUUGCGAUCAACGGCAAGGACGUGUCAAAGCUUGGAUUGAAAGAAGUGGGCGAGAUCCUUAAGAAGCUAAAAGAUCGUGCCAAAGUCCUAGGGUGGCGCGUCGAGAGCUCGCUCCAAUCCAUCGACCUGGGAGGAAUCAAGAGCCCGAAGCACGCCACACCCGCUUCCACGCCUACCGCCGCCCCAGGGACCAGCUCCGGCUCGCCCACGAGUCAUGCCGUGGACGCCGUGGCCAUCAACAUCGCACCGGCGCCCUCUUCUGCCGCCAAGGACCCCAAUGCCCCGCCAUCGAUCGACGCCAUCUCCGUCCGCUGCCCUCCAGGCCCGCUCGGUCUUCUCUUGAACAGCGAAACCCUGGACCGUGCCAUCGUGAUUGGCUUCCAGCCGCUGCCGGACGGGUCGCAAGGGGUGCUGGAAAUGCACGACAACAUCCGUCCGGGUGCCGUUCUCGUCCGCAUCGACGGCGAAGACGUCAGCGCGUGGACGUUGGACGCGGUGAAGCGCCGCCUCGGCGAACUGGCGGACCAGGAGCGGACGCUUGAAUUUACGCUUCCCCGACACCGCGCCAACAGCCAGGACUACUCGCUUCGUCGCAAGGAAGAGUUCACGCUCAUGAAGCAGAAUGACUCGACGAAAAUCGAGCGCGGCGAGUGCUGGCUCGUGGUCGAUGCCAAAUGGGUCGAGCGGUGGGUGACGUUUGCCGCCUUGAACGGCCCCCCGCCCGGCCCCAUCACCAACGAAACCCUCGUACAACCUCGAUGGGAAGAGCGGCUGGAGGGAAAACUCCCCGGGGAUGCCGACCAGCCCCGCGAACACUUGAAGGUGUCGACCGACUACAGAUGUGUGACCCCCCUCGUGUGGAGUUUCUUUGCGGCGCUGCAUGGCACAAGCAAGUUGCCGCCCAUUGCACGAUAUGCGAUGGACAUCUACGGCCGGCAAUUGCCAGCGGUGGAACUCAAGAAGAUUUUGAAAGGGCCGUCGCUCAAGGCGGAAAUCGCGGUCAAGGAGAUCAAACAUCGCUGCCAGUAUGCUCCGUAGAACUGGCUUCUUAAAGCUGCCAGAACAUUUGUAUCGUGCGUGUUAUGUACUGAGAUGAUGCUGAAUCACCAGCUGGAAGAUAUCUGUCGACCCAAAUGACGCUCGGAGCUCCAGCUUCCAUAGCCCCUGCUGCCACCCGCAAGUCGAUGGAAUCGUAGAGAAUAAUGAACAGGAAGGACAUGUGCCGUGGACGUGGAGAUGGCGGAGCGCUGCCGUGGAGGUGGCCGCCCGGUCUUUAUGCGCCAAGAAGAUUGUAGUUAGCGGAGUGGCAAUGGCUGCGACCGUAGCCCAAAGCUGGGGGUGGGCGGCCCAGUUGUAGAGGACGUCGGCGAGGAGUAAGAGAUGUGGUGGAUUGUGUGGUGCAAGGAGGGCUUCUAAGUGGACCGCGUUACCCCAUUCCAAGCUACAUACAGCGACAGAGCAGGGUGGGGAUGGGCGUGUCGACUGAUGCUGCCGGACGUUGUAGCCAAGGAGGUCGAGAUUGGAGGGUUUGUCUGUGAGCACCAAGGUCGAGUGCGGAGGAAGCAGAGUGGCUAGUACAAGGCCAAGCAGCCCACUUCCAGAUGCAAUCUCCAUGGCAUGUAGUGGUUGGCUGAGUUGGGGCAGAUGGUACGUUUGCAAAAAGUAGCUCAAGCAGAUGCCCGCGUCCCAUACGUGGGAUGCCAUGGCAUCACCAUACCGCUCUUCCACCGUGACGAGACUUGGAACUUGGUCGGUAGGUCGUUGGAUGGAGAACCGUCGGAGGCAUGUUGCUACGGACGCUGACGUAUCGUUAGACGAAGGAUGAGUUCGCACAAUGGUGUUGGACCAUACUGGAAGGACCAGUACAUGCCCAUGGGUACCCAUACUAGCACCACACGUGAAGGAUUGCAACGACAUGGUGGCAUGUGCAGAGGUCGCAUUAUUGGAGUGCAGCUGCGCAUGGAAUCGCAAGGGCGAACAGGAUUUUGGAAGAGAAACGUAGAUGGUGGCGUGGCGUUGAUGAGGUGCCAUGACAACGGCGGAUUCAGCGAUGGACAUUGGGACAAACGUGACCGGGUCGCACGGUCGGACGCCUAUGACCCAUCCUUGGACAAGUGGUGUAUUUGGGUGCGCUGUGAUGGCGCUUAUACCCUGGCCACACUCGUUUAUCACUUCAACAUGCAGCUUGACGCGGCUUUCUGCAUGGGAAAUGAACGGCGGUGGUGAGAAUCGAAAGCGUAGCCGGUAUAGUUCCACAGCCUGGGUUGUCAUUGCUCGAUUCAUU
Molecule: messenger RNA, 2647 nt
Organism: Aphanomyces astaci
Lineage: Eukaryota; Oomycota; Saprolegniomycetes; Saprolegniales; Verrucalvaceae
Exons: 4
Coding region: 154-1401 (415 amino acids)
Molecular function (GO): cysteine-type deubiquitinase activity; protein binding
Source: RefSeq, a predicted model, not a curated record